UCCCAUCUAAGCAUACUUAGCUAAGCUCAAAAAUGGCGGCAACAAAGCUUGUAGCUCUUAGCUUCGUUGUCCUCAUGAGCAUUGGGUUAGCCAAUGCCGCAAGGGUGUCUAGAUUAGCCAAUGCUCAAGGUCAAGGCUCGGGUACCGGGAGUGGUGGUGGGUACGUGAAUGGCGGCGGUGUAGGGAACGGGAAUGGUUAUGGAGUUAGCCAGAGCGGGAGCGGAACCCAUGCGAAUGCUGGGGGAGGGGGUUGGGGUGGAGGUGGCUCGCAGUACAAUGGUACUGGUUUUGGUUCUGGAUCAGGCCAAGGCUCGAGCUCGGGCUCGGUGAGCCAGGGUGGUGGGAGUGCGAGCGCCGGAGGAGGCGGUGGUGGUGUUGCCGGUGGACAAGCUGGAGGUGUUGAUGGAUCCGGCGGUUAUGGGACUGGCACUGGCAGCGGAACCGGAUCUGCUGCGGCAGACGGUGGUGCUUCCCCUACAUCCUCCCCGCCAUAUGCAAAUGCCAAUGCAACUGGCGAUGGUAACGGCAACGGUGGUGGCCAAAGCGGUGGGAGCGGAAGCGGUGGGGGUGGUGGAUCUGGUUACGGUGAUGCCAACCCUUAAAAUUUUCAUUUCUAUGUGCCGACCAAAGUUACAUUGGAGCCCACGUUAUCAUUAAUAAUUUCAUUCACCUUGAUAUGGUAGUAUUUGUUUUGUUUUGAUUUUAUCCUUUGAUGUAUUAGGGAGCAACUAAUAAAGGGCUCCAUCAUUUCUAGUUUGUUGUACCCUUUUUUCUCUUUUGGAAGGAAUUUUAAUUAGUUAAGUUAAUGUAUCACUUUUAGAGUUCAAGGGAAUGCCAAAAGCUGUCACAGUGAUCUUUGAGUGCUAUAUGUGAUCAGGUUUAUA
Molecule: messenger RNA, 884 nt
Organism: Oryza sativa Japonica Group (Japanese rice)
Lineage: Eukaryota; Viridiplantae; Streptophyta; Magnoliopsida; Poales; Poaceae
Product: glycine-rich cell wall structural protein 2-like
Source: RefSeq, a predicted model, not a curated record